Messenger RNA from Drepanopeziza brunnea f. sp. 'multigermtubi' MB_m1, 771 nucleotides. RefSeq lists its product as uncharacterized. Lineage: Eukaryota; Fungi; Ascomycota; Leotiomycetes; Helotiales; Drepanopezizaceae. Gene Ontology annotation, molecular function: oxidoreductase activity. The record is from RefSeq and is a predicted model, not a curated record.
AUGGCCCCACAACAGAAAUACAAUAAGCUUGCCGGCAAGCACGUUCUGAUAAUUGGAGGAACUUCUGGGAUUGGCUUUGCCGUUGCGGAAGCGUCCAUCGAAUCCGGCGCCUCAGUCACAAUCUCCUCCUCCAACAGCGACCGCGUCAAUUCUGGCGUUGAAAAGCUCAAGAAUUCUUACCACUCGGCCCAGGUAUCAGGGUACACCUGUGAUCUCUCCAGGACAACCGUCGAGCAAGACAUCGAAGCCUUGUUCAAGCAAGUCGGCAAGCUUGACCAUAUUGUCUUCACCGCCGGAGAUGCACUCGCCUCAAUGUCGGUCCAAGACAUCACCUACGAAGCCAUUACCAGAGCGGGACAGAUCCGAUUCAUUGCCCCAUUACUGGUAGCUAAGGUUGGAUCGAAGUAUUUGAAUCCAGGUCCAGCUUCGUCGAUUGUGCUGACGACGGGAGGGGUCGCUGAAACGCCAAUCUCUAAUUGGAGUGUCAUUGCUGGGUUUGCUGCUGGGCUGCAUGGGAUGACGAGAAAUUUGGCAUUGGAUCUGAGGCCAAUUCGAGUCAAUUGUGUCAGUCCUGGUCCUGUUGAUACCGAGCUCUGGAAGGGUAUGUCCGAGGAGCAGAGGAAGAAGAUGUUCGAGAACAUCGCGUCGGAGGUGCUCACGGGGAAAGUUGGAAAGCCCGAAGAAGUAGCAGAAGCGUAUCUGUGGUUAAUGAAGGACAGCAACGUCACCGGAUUUGUUGCUUCGAGUGACUCGGGAAACAAGCUUGUAUGA